This is a messenger RNA of Pyricularia pennisetigena, 945 nucleotides long. RefSeq lists its product as uncharacterized. The coding region runs from base 1 to 945 and encodes 314 amino acids. Gene Ontology annotation, molecular function: actin filament binding. The transcript is spliced from 3 exons. Gene Ontology annotation, cellular component: cytoskeleton. NCBI's taxonomy places the organism in Eukaryota, Fungi, Ascomycota, Sordariomycetes, Magnaporthales, Pyriculariaceae. The record is from RefSeq and is a predicted model, not a curated record.
AUGGGGCCAUGUGCUGUUGAAGAGCUUGCCGAUCACGGGCCAACUCCUAGUAAAAGCUCCCGAGCUGCAACUGCCGGGAAACAGACGGCUUUUCGCAGUGGAGACCCAACAGCCGCCCUGGCAGAGAUCAGUGACGCCGAAGUCACGGGCCCUCCAUUCUUUGAGAGCCUGACCAAAGCGAGAGCCUACUUCAAGCACCGGCUUGCGAUUGCCUUUCGCAUCUUUGCCAAACUUGGCUUUUGUGAGGGCGUGGCUGGCCACAUCACUUGUCGUGAUCCCAUCGAUCCGACUUCUUUCUGGGUCAACCCUUUCGGCCUUCACUUUUCGUUAAUCAACGACGACGAUCUCUUGCGGGUGAGCGAGGAUGGAAAGGUGCUUGAAGGCGGGAGGAAUCGAAGACUGAACCUUGCCGCAUAUACGAUCCACGCCGAGCUGCACCGGGCCCGACCGGACGUCAUGUGCGCCGCGCACGCCCACACCGUCUACGGACGCGCCAUGUGCAGCACCGGCCGGCCGCUGCGGAUGCUGACGCAGGACUUUUGCGUCUUUUGGCGGGAUGUGGUACUGUACGAGAACUUUGGCGGCGUCGUCUUGGCCGCUGAAGAGGGCCGCGCCAUCGCCUCUGCCCUGGGCGGCAGGAAGGCGGCCCUGCUCGCCAACCACGGCUUGCUGGUGGCCGGGCCGAGCAUCGAAGCGACUGUCGCUUGGUUCGCGAUGCUCGAAAAGUGCUGCCAGGUGCAACUGCUGGCAGAGGCGGCCGUGGGCGGCGGGGCGGCGUAUGGAAGCGGCGACGUCGUAACGAUCGGGGAUGAGGAGGCGCAGGCGACCUGGGAGGUGGUGGGUUCGGGAGAGCAUGGCUACUUCAUGGGCCUGCCGCUGUUCCAAGUGGGCGAAAAGGAGUUUGGGGAGGCUACUCACAUGGGCAGGGGGAUGGAGCCGCGUUGA